CCUCCCCUCCCCAUUCAAGGUGCGGCUGAGGAACAGGUGCGAGAGGAAUCACUGAGAGACUUUAUAAACUGAAACAUCACCGUUGUCUACUGAUUAGUUUUAAGAAAGCUAGGGAAUACGCAAAGAGAAAAUAAGAGACAGACACUUUCCUCAGCAACAAAGCAAACAUUGCUAAAACCCGUCCGAUUGUUAAGUUAGUGGGGGAUUUGUACCUUCAGAGCAGGUGGACGUCGUCUUUGUUGAUUCGCCGCGAAGUCGUUGAAGCAGAAGUAGCGUGGUGGAAAUGGCCAACAAAGGUCUGCAGCUUUUGGGAUUCGCCCUGGCCCUUUUGGGUGUAAUUGGACUGAUAAUUGGCACAAUUAUGCCUCAGUGGAAGAUGUCUGCUUAUGUUGGAGACAACAUCAUCACAGCGGUGUCCAUGUAUGAAGGACUGUGGAUGUCCUGUGCGUUCCAGAGCACAGGCCAAAUGCAGUGCAAAGUCUACGACUCAAUCCUGCAGCUCAACAGUGCCCUCCAGGCAACCCGCGCCCUGAUGAUUGUGAGCAUUAUUGUAACAGUGGCCGGCUUGGGCGUAGCUUGCAUGGGAAUGAAGUGCACCAACUGUGGAGGAGAUGACAAAACCAAAAAGGCCAACAUUUCAAUUACUGGUGGUGUUAUCAUCCUGGUCGGAGGUAAGAAGCCAUUUAAUGUUUUUUUUUUGUUUUCUUCUCUUUGGACGGUUUCAGUGAUUUAUCUUUACUUUCCCACAGCUUUGUGUUCUGUUGUUGCCUGCUCCUGGUAUGCUAAUGACAUCAUCAAAGCCUUCUACAACCCUUUCACCCCUGUCAAUACAAAGUAUGAGUUUGGUUCUGCCAUCUUCAUUGCCUGGGCUGGCGCAGCCCUGGCUGUAAUAGGAGGUGGCAUGAUGUCCGCAUCGUGCCGCAGACAAAAAUCUACACCGAAGUAUCCCAUCUCCAGACCUCCCAGCAGCGGCAAGGAAUACGUUUGAACAGGCAGGACUCGGUGUUAGAGGCUGAAGGAACACUUUGACAUUCACCCUAGUCCAACUCAGAGAUUGAAAGGUUGAAAAGAUAUAUCCCAGGAAGUGAUCAGUACCAGUUUUAUUUUAUUUUUUUAAUUUGUCUCUUAGUUUCUUCAGGGAGAACCUGUGAUGUUACUGUAAUAUUUUAACAAAUACAUUAAAGUUUUAAAUAACUGCUGUUUACUACUUAAAGAGCUUAUUUGCUUUGCCCUGUCUACAACUUACUUACUAUGGUGUAUACUGUCCACUUUGUUGACGUCAGUAAAGCACUAAGUUCAAAUUAAGGAAGGGAAACGCCAAUAUUACACAACUUGGUAGUAGAAAAUAUCUUUCACCUGCUGCAUGCCACAGUGUACAGAGUGUUUGUGAAUGCACUGAAUAGAAAUCAGAUAUGGCAGUGGACACCAUUUUGUUACUGUGUAUGCUGAAUCUAUGUAGGUUAAUAUCUGGCACUUGAGAAACAAUUUCCAUGUAUUUGUGCCUUAUUUUGUUUUUUUAUUUAUAUGAAAAUGACAAAUCAUUCAGUACCACUAUACACUGUUUUAAUCAAGUGCCGCAGUGAAAUUGUAACUAUAUAAAACGCAAUAAAUUCCUUUAACUCGGAUUGAUGACCUUUUUGCUGAAAUACAUACAGCGUGAUGAUGUGAUGUAUUUGGUGACUUGUUCUGUAAUUGCUGUUGGUGUGUAAGCGCUUGCUUAUUGCUUUUGUUUUUUUUAGUCAAUAGUUUCACUCAUCUUUUCAUUUUUUUUUUUUUUUUUUUAACAUUUUCUAAAAUUGUGAUUUUGUGAAGUUUGUACAUAAAAUAAAAGUGGAAAAUGUACCCUUUCUGGAAAUGCUGUUUAUGCAUAAUGGAACUUUCAUCAAAGGAAAUGUAGCUCCGAGUGCUUUAAAUAAAACGGAUUUAAACCA
Micropterus dolomieu (smallmouth bass) is the source of this 1931-nucleotide messenger RNA. RefSeq names its product claudin 7b (gene cldn7b). Gene Ontology annotation, molecular function: structural molecule activity. The record is from RefSeq and is a predicted model, not a curated record. Gene Ontology annotation, cellular component: bicellular tight junction; plasma membrane. Lineage: Eukaryota; Metazoa; Chordata; Actinopteri; Centrarchiformes; Centrarchidae. The transcript is spliced from 3 exons. The coding region runs from base 284 to 988 and encodes 234 amino acids. Gene Ontology annotation, biological process: cell adhesion; bicellular tight junction assembly.